Messenger RNA from Oreochromis niloticus (Nile tilapia), 9649 nucleotides. RefSeq names its product mucin-5AC. Lineage: Eukaryota; Metazoa; Chordata; Actinopteri; Cichliformes; Cichlidae. The transcript has 48 exons. Bases 49 to 9036 code for a protein of 2995 amino acids. Gene Ontology annotation, molecular function: protein binding. Gene Ontology annotation, cellular component: extracellular matrix. The record is from RefSeq and is a predicted model, not a curated record.
CAGUUAGUGCACCUUUCCUUCUCUCUGGACAGGGAUUGCUCAAGAACCAUGAGGUCAGUCAGCAUGCAGCUAGAAUGGGUGAUACCAUGGCUCAGCCUUUGCCUUGGCCUAUCAGCAGCCAUCACUGAAGUGAGUCCAUCUCACAACAACCAGUUCUGCAGCACAUGGGGAAACUACCACUUUAAGACAUUUGAUGGGGACUUCUUCAGGCUCCCAUCCACUUGCAGCUACAUCUUUGCAUCCCAGUGUAAGGCAGACUACAGUAGUUUCAACAUUGAGCUCCAGCGACAGGAGUCAAAUGAGGUUACCACCAUUAAGAAAGUCACAAUGAAACUUGAUGGUGGACUUGUCGAAUUAGCUAAUCGAUCAAUCAAAAUCAACAAUGAACUUGUUAAAAUACCCUUCAGCCAGGGUGGCAUUUCAGUAGAAAGCAUUGCAUCUUAUGUUAAAGUUCAGGCAAAGCUGGGAUUGGUCUUAAUGUGGAAUCAAGAAGACUCCCUCUGGGUUGAACUGGAUGUAAAAUUCAGGAAUCAAACUUGUGGUCUGUGUGGUGACUUCAAUGAACUGAAUAAUGACUUCACAAAUUCAGAAACAGGGACAUUUUACAGUAUUGAUGAAUAUGGGUACAAAUGGAAAAUCACUGGUCUGUCUGACAAUUGUGAGACCACGUCCUCUCAAGCCAAAGAGUCAUGUGAAGUUCCGGAAGACCUCUGCCAGAAACUGCAGACUGAAGGUGCAUUUGACAGUUGUCAAGGCCUGAUCGACACAGAGUCCUUCAUUAAUGCCUGUAAGGAAGAUCUGUGCUCCUGUGACAGCAAUGAUACGUCUUGCAUGUGUGCGACCAUGUCAGAGUACUCCCGUCAGUGUGCUCAUGCGGGUGGGGCACCAGGGCAGUGGAAGACCCCAGAACUCUGUGGAAAAUCAUGCCCCUUCAACCUGGAGUAUAAGGAAUGUGGUAAUCCCUGCGUGGACACUUGCAAAAACCGGGGCACAAACCAAGUGUGUAGUGAACACUGUGUUGAUGGAUGUUUCUGUCCAUUUGGGACUGUCUUGGAUGAUGUCACACAUACUGGGUGCGUCACUGUUGACAACUGCAGCUGCUUGCAUAAUGGAGAAAUAUACCAACCAGAGCAAUCCUACUCCGGGCCAUGCAAGAACUGCACCUGCAUAAAUGGUGAGUGGAUCUGUAAUUUUAAAGACUGUCCUGGUGUUUGUUCCAUCCUGGGUGGCUCUCACAUCACCACCUAUGACGAUAAAACGUACAUGUUCCACGGAGAAUGUUCUUAUGUUCUGACGAAGGAAAUCAAUGGGACUUUCAGUCUUCAAGGCGACUUGGCUAAAUGUGAAAAAUCUGAUAUAUCAACUUGCCUGGCAUCAGUCACUCUACUACUGUCAAAUCAUGUGAUGGUUAAAGUUGAAGCCAGUGGGCAGGUCUUUUACAACACACUGCUCUCUCAGCUUCCUCUCAUUCUGGAUGAUAUCAAAAUUUUCCACCCAUCGACAUUCUUUCUUGUAAUCCACACCACCUACGGGCUUGAUGUUGAGAUUCAGCUCACACCUGUUAUGCAGGUCUACAUCAAAGCCAGUGUAUCUAAUAAAGGAAAACUCAUCGGUCUUUGUGGAGAUUUUGAUAAUGAUGGAUCACAGGACUUCAAAACAACCAAUGGUAUAAUUGAAAAAACGGCUUGGACAUUUGCCAACACAUGGAAAACCAAAUCAAAUUGCCCUGAUGUGACAAAUAUAGUCAGAGAACCCUGCAGUUUGAGUACAGAAAAGGAGCAAUAUGCCAAACACUGGUGCUCACAGCUGUCAGACCCAAAAGGUGUUUUUUCACUGUGCCAUCCUGUGGUUCACCCAGAAGAGUAUAAACUUAAUUGUAUUUAUGACACGUGUGCCUGUGAAAAAAGCGAGGAUUGCUUGUGUGCUGCUUUAUCUGCCUAUGUUCAUGCAUGUGCUAUUGAAGGCGUAUCAUUGACUGGAUGGAGGAACAACACAUGCCAGAAAUACACAAAUGACUGUCCACCUACUUUUGUGUAUGACUACAAAAUGACAAGCUGCGGUCGCACCUGUCGCUCUCUUAGUCAGUCAGGUUUAACAUGUGGGGUUGAUUUCACUGAGCUUGAUGGCUGUGGCUGUGCUGAAGGAACUUACCUAAAUGAGAAAAAUGAAUGUGUGUCACCCUUACAAUGUUCCUGUUAUGCUGGGGACACAGUGGUGUAUCCCGAGCAGGUUACUACACUCAGUAAUGGAGAGAUUUGCUCCUGCCAUGGUGGACAAUUAAGCUGUUCAGGAAAGCAAAUGAUUGAAACAUGCACAAGCCCAAUGGUUUUCCUCAACUGCUCAAAUGCAAAGCCGGGAGAAAAGGGAUCUGAGUGCCAAAAAAGCUGCCAGACACUAAACAAACAAUGUAUCAGCACACAGUGUAUCUCAGGAUGUGUAUGUCCUGAUGGCCUGCUGUCAGAUAAUAAUGGAGGCUGUGUAAAGCAGGAAGACUGCCCCUGCCCAUAUAAUGGAGAAUACUAUAAACAUGGACAAUCUGUUAAAGUGGACUGCAAUACAUGCACAUGCAAUAGCAGCAACUGGGAAUGUACAGAUCAUGACUGUGGUGGAACUUGUACCAUAUAUGGAGCAGGGAAUUAUAUCACUUUUGAUGAAUCGAGAUUUGCCUUUAGUGGGGGCUGUAGCUACAUCUUCACCCAGGAUUACUGUGGAGGUGAGAAUGGCACAUUCAUGGUACUGACUGAGAGCAUCCCCUGCGAAAAUGCUGAAAGUGUCUGCUCUUUUGACAUCACGCUCUAUUUAGGGAACACUGAAAUUCGUCUCAAAGAUGAAAAUAUCAGAGUAAUCAAGCAAACCAAUGGGGAAGAAAUACCCUAUCAAGUCCACACAAUGGGAUUGUAUCUCGUCAUUGAAGCGAAGAAUGGCCUUAUUGUCAUUUGGAAUAAGAAGACAACCCUCAUGAUCAAACUCAGAUCUACAUUCAAGGGCAAAGUCUGCGGUCUAUGUGGAAAUUUUGAUGGAAAUAUCAAAAAUGAUUUUACUACCAGAAAUAAAGAAGUUGUGGUUGAUCCCCUUAUUUUUGGAAACAGCUGGCAAGUGUCAUCUAGCUGCUCAAGUGCACAAACUCCGAAAGAUGCAUGUACACUUUACUCAUACAGGCAGGCAUGGGCAAUAAAGCACUGCAGCAUUAUCAAGGGUACAGUAUUUGAUACCUGCCAUUCAAAGGUGGAUCCCCAACAAUAUUUUGAUGCCUGUGUGAGAGACACGUGUGCCUGUAAUUCGGGAGGAGAUUGUGAGUGUUUCUGUUCAGCUGUAGCAGCUUAUGCAGCAGCCUGUAAUGAGGCAGGAGUGUGCGUGAAAUGGAGAACUCCCAACAUCUGCCCUGUAUUCUGUGAUUAUUACAAUCCUGAUGGAGAGUGUGAAUGGCACUAUAAGCCUUGUGGAAGCUCAUGCAUGAAGACAUGCAAAAAUCCUUCUGGAAUAUGCUACAAUCAACUUCCAGCAUUAGAAGGUAUGCAUUUUAAGAAAGUGAUAGUGCAUGCAUUUGUAGGUUUAAGGAAAUAUUACUGGAUUUAUGGAGCCUUGCUCGUCUACACCAUCAACUCCAACCACAUCACCCUUUACUUUCACUACCACUGUAACAACAACAGAGAAGCCUAUCACAGCAACAUCUCAAAACACUACUAUUUCAACAGAGUUUGUUACAACAAUUUUGACAUUCUCAACACCAAGACCUCCAACAACGUCUAUAACAAAAACAUUGUCAACACUGACAACAUCUCCACCCACAACAACAACCAUAAUAACAGAGAAACCCACCACAACACAAACAGGAAUACCAAGAACAACACCAACAACAGAAAUUUCACCCCCGACAACAACCACUGGAUCAACUGCCACUACAACCACAGGAUCACCUCCCACAACACACACCACAGUUUCACCUCCCACAACAACCACUGGAUCAACUUCCACAAUAACAACCACAAAACAACCUCCCACUACAACAACGACAGUUACACCUCCCACUACAACAACCACAAUUUCACCCCCGACAACAACCACUGGAUCAACUGCCACUACAACCACAGGAUCACCUCCCACAACACACACCACAGUUUCACCUCCCACAACAACCACUGGAUCAACUUCCACAAUAACAACCACAAAACAACCUCCCACUACAACAACCACAGUUCCACCUCCAACAACAACAACCACAGCAUCAACUCCCACAACAACCACUGGAUCAACUUCCACAAUAACAACCACAAAACAACAUCCCACUACAACAACCACAGUUACACUCCAACAACAACAACCACACAUCAAUCCCACAACAACCACUGGAUCAACUUCCACAAUAACAACCACAAAACAACAUCCCACUACAACAACCACAGUUACACCUCCAACAACAACAACCACAGCAUCAACUCCCACAACAACCACUGGAUCAACUUCCACAAUAACAACCACAAAACAACCUCCCACUACAACAACCACAGUUACACCUCCCACUACAACAACCACAGUUUCACCCCCGACAACAACCACUGGAUCAACUGCCACUACAACCACAGGAUCACCUCCCACAACACACACCACAGUUUCACCUCCCACAACAACCACUGGAUCAACUUCCACAAUAACAACCACAAAACAGCCUCCCACUACAACAACCACUGGAUCAACUGCCACUACAACCACAAAACAACCUCCCACUACAACAACCACAGUUUCACCUCCAACAACAACAACCACAGCAUCAACUCCCACAACAACCACUGGAUCAACUUCCACAAUAACAACCACAAAACAACCUCCCACUACAACAACCACAGUUACACCUCCCACUACAACAACCACAAUUUCACCCCCGACAACAACCACUGGAUCAACUGCCACUACAACCACAGGAUCACCUCCCACAACACACACCACAGUUUCACCUCCCACAACAACCACUGGAUCAACUUCCACAAUAACAACCACAAAACAACCUCCCACUACAACAACCACUGGUUCAACUUUUCACUCCCGACAACAACCACUGGAUUUACUUCCACAAUAAGAACCACAAAACAACCUCCCACUACAACAACCACAGUUACACCGCCAACAACAACAACCACAGCAUCACCUCCCACAACAACCACUGGAUCAACUUCCACAAUAACAACCACAAAACAACCUCCCACUACAACAACCACAGUUACACCUCCCACCACAACAACCACAAUUUCACCCCCGACAACAACCACUGGAUCAACUGCCACUACAACCACAGGAUCACCUCCCACAACACACACCACAGUUUCACCUCCCACAACAACCACUGGAUCAACUUCCACAAUAACAACCACAAAACAACCUCCCACUACAACAACCACUGGAUCAACUGCCACUACAACCACAAAACAACCUGCCACUACAACAACCACAGUUUCACUCCCGACAACAACCACUGGAUCAACUUCCACAAUAACAACCACAAAACAACAUCCCACUACAACAACCACAGUUACACCUCCAACAACAACAACCACAGCAUCAACUCCCACAACAACCACUGGAUCAACUUCCACAAUAACAACCACAAAACAACCUCCCACUACAACAACCACAAUUACACCUCCCACUACAACAACCACAAUUUCACCCCCGACAACAACCACUGGAUCAACUGCCACUACAACCACAAAACAACCUCCCACUACAACAACCACAGUUUCACUCCCGACAACAACCACUGGAUCGACUUCCACAACAAGAACCACAAAACAACCUCCCACUACAACAACCACAGUUACACCGCCAACAACAACAACCACAGCAUCACCUCCCACAACAACCACUGGAUCAACUUCCACAUUAACAACCACAAAACAACCUCCCACUACAACAACCACAAUUACACCUCCCACUACAACAACCACAAUUUCACCCCCGACAACAACUACCGGAUCAACUGCCACUACAACCACAAAACAACCUCCCACUACAACAACCACAGUUACGCCUCCCACUACAACAACCACAGUUUCACUCCCGACAACAACCACUGGAUCGACUUCCACAAUAACAACGACAAAACAACCUCCCACUACAACAACCACAAUUACACCUCCCACUACAACAACCACAGUUUCACCCCCGACAACAACCACUGGAUCAACUCCCACAAUAACCACAGGAUCACCUCCCACUACAACAACCACUGGAUCAACUCCCACAAUAACCACAGGAUCACCUCCCACUACAACAACCACUGGAUCAACUCCCACAAUAACAACCACUGAGCAACCUCCGACUACAACAACCACAGUUUCACCCCCUACAACAAUAACCACAGGACCGUCUCCCACAAUAACCACAGUUUCACCUUCCACAAAAACCACAGUUACACCUCCCACGGCAACAACCACAGGGUCACCUCCCACAACAACCACCACAGUUUCACUUCCCACAGCAACCACCACAGGACCGUCUCCCACAACAACCACAGUUUCACCUCCCACAACAACCACAGGAUCACCUUCCCCAUGUUUCUGCAAAUACCAGGAGCUCACAUUUCCUCCCAGUAGUGUCAUAUACAAUAAGACUGAUGGAGCAGGCUGGUGUUACACUGCAUAUUGCAAUUCAACUUGUGGUACUGAAAAGCAUCAAAGUCGAUGUAACUCUACUACACCGCCAACUACUCCUACUUACACACCAAGCUCUGGCACUCCAACAACGCACAUUACAAGUAGCUCAACAAUAUCCAGUACCAUCACUCAAGCUCCUCCAAAAGACUGCUUCUUUCUCAAUCCCUCUAGAAAGAAUGGUGAGUCCUGGAAUCCAACCAAAUGCAUCACAGAAACAUGUGAAAACGGCAAAGUAAUCACAACAUAUGUUCAAUGUGAAGAAGCAACUGUACCUGUUUGUCACAAUGAUCAGCCACCAGAAAGAGUUUAUGAUAAAACAGGCUGUUGUUUCCACUAUCAAUGCAAAUGUGUUUGCAGUGGCUGGGGAGAUCCUCAUUAUGUGACAUUUGAUGGACAAAAUUAUAGCUUCCAGAAAAAUUGCACAUAUGUCCUAGUUAAAGAGAUCACACCUCGAUACAAUUUUAAAGUUCUUAUUGACAAUAUAAACUGUGAUGCCUCUGGAACUGUGACGUGUCCUAAAUCCCUUAUUGUGUCUUACAAAAACACUGAUGUUAUUCUUACACAAGAGGGAGGAGUGAACAAGGUGUUCAUCAACAGGACACUAAAAGGACCAAACUUCCAAAAUGAAGACAUGAUGAUCACAAGUAAAGGAAUUGCACUGCGCUUAACAAUCCCUACAAUCAAUGCAGUUGUGACGUUCAAAGGGAUUUCAUUCAGUGUAGAAUUGCCAAUGAAUCUUUUCUAUGAAAACACAGAAGGACAGUGUGGUAUCUGUGACAAUAACAGAACAAAUGACUGCAGAUUGAAAAAUGGCACGAUUCAUCCAUCAUGCUCUGAGAUGGCAAAUGAUUGGCGUGUAUCUGUCAAAGAAAAGCCAUACUGUGAUCAUGCCCUCCCCAUCCCCACAAAACCACCAACUCCUACACCGACAGAGUGCAACUAUACAAUUUGUGAAAUUCUGAAGAGCGAGGUGUUCAAGGAGUGCAACAAAGUAAUCAAACCAGAACCAUAUUAUCAAGCCUGUAAAUUUGAUGUUUGCCACACAAAUAGAACUAUGGGUUGUGCCAGUUUGGAAGUAUACGCCUUGCUGUGUACUGAAGCAUCUAUCUGUGUACCCUGGAGGAAUGCUACUAAAGGACAGUGUGACUAUAAGUGUCCAGGUAAAAAAGUCUACAACCCUUGUGGGCCAACUGCUGUUCAAACCUGCAAUGCAAAAUACAAUCAAAAGUUCUCACAGCAAUGUCAGGGAGAAAAAGCUGCACAGGACAAAGAUUGCACUACUUUUAUAGAGGGCUGCUUCUGCCCAGAGGGAAUGACUUCAUUCAGUCCAACCUCUGAUGUCUGCGUCUCCUCCUGUUGCGCUGGACCUGAUGGCAACCCUAAACAGCUUGGUGAAACCUGGAAGAUUGGCUGUCAGGAAUGUGUUUGCGACAAGGACUCUUUUAGUGUGGUUUGUAAGAAUGUAACAUGCCCUUCUCAAAAACCAGUGAAGUGCACCGAAGAAGGUGAGGUGCUGGUGAACAAAAUAGUGGACUGCUGUGUGACACCGACGUGUGAAUGUGAUACGAACACAUGUCCACUGCAACCACAUUGUGACGUGGGAUUUGACUUGAAGGUUAACACCCCAAAGGAUAAAUGCUGCCCUGUUUACAGCUGUGUGCCCAAAGAUGUUUGUGUCUUCAAUAAUACCGAGUACAAGCCUGGUACUGAUUUCUUCAAAAGCCUAUGUGAACAAUGUUACUGCACUGAAACCAAGAAUUCCAAAAUGGAGCCGAACAGCUACAAGUGUAAUAAAAUACAGUGUUCAAAAAAUUGUGACAAGGGCUAUAAGUAUGUAGAUGUGCCUGGAUCAUGUUGUGGAAACUGUACACAGAUAAGCUGCGUUGUGAAUGUCCCAGGCUUUUCUUCUCCAGUAAUUAUUGAGCCUUCUCAGACUUGGUCACCACCAAAUGAUAACUGUACCAAGUAUGACUGCAAGAAAGAAAAAGAUAUAUUUUUAGUUUCUCUAAACAACACAGCAUGUCCUCCAUUUGAUCCCAACAACUGUGUUCCAGGAACUGAGCAAACAGAUGCAAAUGGUUGCUGCAGAACUUGUACGCCUCGUCACAGCUGUAAAAUCCACACCAACACCACCUAUCUGUACAUAAAUGACUGCAAAUCAGUGGAGAAAGUGGAACUCAGAUCAUGUGAGGGAUCCUGUGGAGCAUCCUUCUCAAUGUACUCAGCAAAGGCCAAAAACAUGAUGCACUCAUGCACCUGCUGUCAAGAAAUGAAGACCAGCGAGAAGGAAGUGCAGAUAAAGUGCUCCGAUAACACCACAAAAAUGUACACAUACAUUUCUGUUGACCAGUGUGGCUGCAAAGCUGCUGAAUGCAAAGAGCAACCCUAAUGUUGACGUAAACGUUGUGAACAUAAAAAUGGAAAACUGAGCUAGAAAACCUGACCAAUAUAUAUUUCAAGUAUUUCUUCCUAAAACCUAUCUGAAUAAUAAAAACUUAAAAUUAGAAGACUAAAAACAAAACUUGAUGCUAAACCUCUUAAACAGCACAGAUGUUUUAGUCUGAAACUUGCAUCUUCUUAAGUUGUCUCUUUCUAACUUACAGUCCCUCUCCAAACAUUUGCAUGUACUCUUUUGGAGUUGAGACAAAAUAAUAUAUCUCUGUGGUGGGUGUGUCCUUUCAUCUCUCCAGAAGUCAUUCCUUUACAAACUUUAUGAUGUGCCAUUUAAGCUUCCACAUAAAUUAAGAACUUCAGAUUUAACUGAAAUCGGAGCAAUUCAGUCAUGUUCCUUUAAUAUGGGAAAAGAGUUCCAUAUAAGAAAGGGAAAAUCAAUAAUUUGCAUUUUCAAUUAUAUUUGAACAUUAUUUCUAACAACACAAUUAUGUAACAUUAAAUUCUAUUAUUAGCAAAAGAGUUAAAAGAAUGUCCAAAAUAUCUUUGUCAAAUAUCUGAUAUUUCAAACUACUUUCUUCUAUUUCAAUAAAAUUCAGCUUUGAUCAUGA